This is a messenger RNA of Dibothriocephalus latus, 387 nucleotides long. The record is from the annotation of a GenBank genome assembly. NCBI's taxonomy places the organism in Eukaryota, Metazoa, Platyhelminthes, Cestoda, Diphyllobothriidea, Diphyllobothriidae.
AUGCUCUACGAGUACAAACCCCCCAGCGCUCUAGCCAAGGUCUCGUCGAAGUCACCCUACUCUACAAAAACAGGUCUUUUUGCAAACAUUCACCUGGAAGCUUCGCUUAUACCUCAGCUUUUUCUCAACUGCUUCCUUUCACCUUUGUCAGCUCUAACGGAUCCCACCAUAGAAUAUGGCUUCCAACGCCUUCAGAAGAUAAUCCCCCGUCAUCCAGGGGACCCAGAACGUCUGCCUCGAGAGAUCAUCCUAAAGCGAGCAGCGGACCUGGCUGAAGCACUCUACUCCAUGCCGAAUCGGGUACACGCCGUAGCCAGCAGCAGUUCACCAAAGUCCGUCCAACCCUCCGCCGCCAGCAGUGCCUUUGGUAUGCAUAUGCCAGGCCUC